Molossus molossus (Pallas's mastiff bat) is the source of this 2452-nucleotide messenger RNA. It is a transcript of the gene FAM161A, whose product is annotated as FAM161 centrosomal protein A. Gene Ontology annotation, biological process: cilium organization. The transcript has 7 exons. The record is from RefSeq and is a predicted model, not a curated record. NCBI's taxonomy places the organism in Eukaryota, Metazoa, Chordata, Mammalia, Chiroptera, Molossidae. Bases 17 to 2185 code for a protein of 722 amino acids. Gene Ontology annotation, cellular component: ciliary basal body; cilium; photoreceptor connecting cilium.
CCUCGGCGGCGCGGUGAUGGCCGCCUCGCACCGAGCGGCGAAGCUGGCGGCCUCCAGUCUCCACACCCCGGCAAAUCCCAACACCCGGGCGCGGGGCGCCCUGUACGAACGCCAGGACCCCUUAGACGAACUGGCUGCGGCGGCGGCGGCCUUGGAGGAGGAGGAAGAGGAGGAGGAAGAGGAAGAGGAGCUGAAGGCGGUGCGGCGGUCGCCGGCGCAGACUAAUGUUAACAUCAUUUCCGGGGCGGAUGGACAAACAUAUGCAAGCUAUGAGGACUCUGUGGACAUUUCUGAUAUUUACCACUCUAAUGAAGAAUAUUUCAGGAAACUAGAAGAACUGAAGGCUGCCCACAUGGAAACUAUGGCAAAGUUAGAGAAAAUGUACCAGAAUAAAUUAAAUUUAAAGAAAGUUCAGCCAGUGAUCACCAAGGAAGAAGCUUCUAGUGUCUCUUCCAUGUCUGUAUCAGAAAAGAACUCCUAUCACACUAUUUCGUUAGUCACAUCGGUUUCAGAACCUGACUUAGUUUAUUCUUCCCCCUUGAUUGUGUCUUCCUCUGAAGAUGAGUUGCCCAACUUAGAAAGAGAGUUGCCCAAGAAAAACAGGAUGAUGACCUAUGCUAAGGAGCUCAUCAACAACAUGUGGACCAACUUUUCUGUUAAAGAUUACAUUCAGCAUGAAGAUGUUACCUUCCUAUCAGUUGAAAAAACAAAGAAGAAACCAAAACAAUGGGUGUCAAAGAUAACAGUACCUGAGCCUUUUCAAAUGACAAUUAGAGAACAGAAGAAAAAAGAAAAGAACAUGAAAUAUAAAUCAGAUAUUGAAAUGGUCCACAAACUGCGCAAAAAACAAGAAGAAGAUUCAGAGUGUAAGAAAAAAUUCCGAGCCAACCCAGUUCCCGCGUUUGUCUUUCUCCCCCGUUAUCAUGAUAUAGUCAAGAAAAAUGAAGAACGGAGGAGAACUGUGAAGGAGAAAAACAAAGAAGCUCUUUUGGCCUCACAAAAGCCAUUUAAGUUUAUUGCAAGGGAGGAACAAAAGCGAGCAAUACAGGAUAAGCAGCUAAGAGACUUUUUUAAAUCUAAAAAGAAAACAAAUCGAUUUAAAGCCAGACCUAUACCUCGAUCUACUUAUGGUUCAGCUACCAAUGACAAGUUAAAAGAAGAACUCUACAGAAACAGUAAGACACAGCUGAGAGCCCAAGAACUUUUAUCAAAUGCAUCUCCUGCACCUUAUCGACCAGCUCACAGAAGUUUUGCUGCGAGGAAACCCAAGGGUCCUGUACAGGCUGAAAAGUUGAAGGAUAAAAGCAACUCUAGGAGCCAGACUGCUGAUUUUGAAGAACUUCCUGAGAAAUAUCAGAAACACCUCUCAGAACAGAAAUGUCCAAAACUCCUAACAGUCUACAAACCAUCUGAUCUUCAUGCAGCCUCACAUGCGUCCACUAAAAAAGAGAAAAAUUUGGCAAAUAAUGAAUCAGAUGAAGAAAAUUUAAAAGAAACGCAUUGGCCUCAUCAGUCUCUAAGGCGCAAGUCACCAGUAAGAAGUCCAAAUGCAAAGCAUGUGCCUUGUAACUACAACCCUCCAAUACCCACAGUAUCUUCCAGAGGAAGAGAACAAGCCACCAGGAGAUCAUUUGAGGAAAAGAAAAUGUUGGAAGAAGAGAGAAAUCGGAUCCUAACUAAGCAGAAGCAAAGAAUGAAAGAAUUGCAGAAACUCCUGAUAACCCGGACUAAGGCUUAUGACUCACAUCAAAGUUUAGUUCAAGUGUCUAAAUCCAGAAUAAAAUCUCUCAGAAAGAGUGAAAAGGAAAGGAUGAGAGAAUACCGACAAGAACUAGAAGAAAGAGAAGAAAAAUUAAAAUACAGGCCACUACUAUUUGAAAGAGUUGCUCAGAAAAAUGCAAGAAUGGCAGCAGAAAAGCAUUAUUCUAACACCCUAAAAGCACUAGGACUAUCUGAUGAGUUUGUUUCAAAGAAAGGCCAAAAUGGAAAAAUAUUUGAGUCCUUCAGCAACCAAGCGAUGAAAAGUUUCACUGAAGAUAAAGAAAGCUUUAAUGAAGAAGAAAAUGUAGAAGAAAGAGAGAAUGGGGAAGAAAAUUAUUUUACUGAAACCAACAGCCAGGAUUCUUUCAAAGAAAAAAAUGAAGCUGAUGAAGAGAGUGCAGAAGAGAAAUCUGUUGAAGACUAAAACAGAAUCAGCAGGGCCCCCUCUCUGUGCCUGUGCUGUUAGCAACCUUGCUUGUUGUGUUAGGAACAUAGAUGGGAACCCCUCUGAUAUGUGCAGGGCUCUUGAGCAAAGUCAUCUGUAGCCAAAAAGGCCGAAUCCAGCUGAUAAUCAUUUGGUCAGAGUAAGGCUUUGCCUAUUCAGUUUUUUAAAUUGCUACACCUGGUCUGUUUGUAACUUUGCUCUUACUUGUAUUUUUUUUUUUUAAUCCUCACCCGAGGACAUUUUUGC